Molecule: messenger RNA, 1713 nt
Organism: Linderina pennispora
Lineage: Eukaryota; Fungi; Kickxellomycota; Kickxellomycetes; Kickxellales; Kickxellaceae
Product: putative cytochrome P450 monooxygenase
Exons: 1
Coding region: 54-1550 (498 amino acids)
Molecular function (GO): iron ion binding; heme binding; monooxygenase activity
Source: RefSeq, a predicted model, not a curated record
GGCAGCUGUAUCCUGUGUCAUUCUAUCUCAACUUUUUUGUUUUUGACUGCACAAUGCUUGUCUACUACCUCUCUAGCGCUGUCGCUGCCUACGCAGCAUCCCAGGUCAUCUACCGACUGUUCAUCUCGCCGCUGCGCAAGAUCCCCGGCCCCUGGCUCGCACGGCUCAGCUACCUUUCCUACUACUAUACAAUGGGGACAGGCUCAACGUCAGCUAAGGGUCGGAGCGACUACCACCAGUACGGCGACAUCUAUGUGAUGGCACCCGAUAUGGUUUCAGUCAGCCAUCCAGACGACUGCAAGCGAAUCAUGAGCUCGUACGAGUUCCGCAAGUCGGACUUUUACCAGUCAAUGGCGAUAAUCGACGACACCAUUCUGUCGACGCUCUCGCCGGAGCUGAACAGGAUGCGCAGACGGCAGUUCGGCCCCAUGUUUACGCCCAGCUAUCUGGCAGGAAUGGAAAAGAUCAUCAUGGAGUGUGGCAUCAGGGUGUUGAAGCAGAGAUGGAGCCAGCGACUUGGCCAGCAGGUGAACUACGCAGAGGACUUUUCGCUCUGCAUGGUCGACGUGAUAAGCACGCUGUGCUAUGGUGAAAAGCCAGAUGCAUUGAACAACCAGCGUUUUCUUAGCUGGCUGCAUGCAUUGACAAACUACGCAGUGCUCAAUGUGGCAGUGCCGUGCAAUGCGUAUUUCCCAUUCUCCCUGCUGACCAGGCAUGGCCGUGCAGCCAAGGCAGAUAUUAGUGAGUUUGUUGAGGCAGUAGCCGACUGCAGACGGCAGCAGAAUUUGGAGGGCGGCGAGAAGCCCAAGGAUAUUUUGCAGGCGCUUCUUGAUGCCGAGGACCCGAUGUCAAAGAGCCGCAUGACCCCACUGCAGAUUACCGCCGAGAGCGCCACCAUGCUGAUGGUGGGUACCGACACGACGUCCCUGGCCAUGACAUGGACCUUGAACUACCUGCUGCUUUACCCGGACUGCUAUCAACGGGCGGUGGCAGAGGUUCGGUCGAAGUUUGCGCCGGACCACCUGAUAACCUCAGCCGAAUGCCGAGCCGAGCUGCCGUACAUUGAGGCAUGCAUAUUUGAGUCGAUGCGGAUCCGGGCGCCGUCAAGCACGCAGUUGCCACGGGUGGUCCCAAAGGGCGGAGCGACGUUCCAGGGCUAUUUCCUACCGGAGGGAACCACCGUCAGCGUCAAUGUUGCAGCUCUCGGCUGCCAUGCGAGCCUGUGGCCAGACCCCGAGCGGUACGACCCCGAGAGGUUUUUGAACAACAGUGCAGCGAAAAACAACCUGGCAGCGUUCAAUACGGGCCAGUUCAAGUGCCCAGGACGCAAUCUGGCGUGGAUCUCUCUGUUGACAACGAUUCCAAACUUACUGAAGGACUUUGAUUUUGCACUGCCCGCCGAUGCGCUGCACCGGCCGGAGAUCGUAGACAAGAGCGGAUUGCCGGUCCCGAUUCCGCUGACAACUAUUCUCUCGGUAGGACCAAAGUAUCCAGAGCGCGACUGCAACGUCAUUGUGAACACGGCAACCCGCCCAGCUACUGUAUUCUAAGAAAGUUUUUAAGGAAGGGCUACAGUAUCAAUACUAAAAUUGACCCAGCAAUGCACCAUCCCAGCAGCACCGUAGUACACGCGGUCACGAUCUUGUGCACCCUCUCGCCAGUCUUUCCCAGCACCACGGCAGCCUCAGCAUCCAUCUUUCCCUCAAUCGCAGC